Rhodotorula graminis WP1 is the source of this 1131-nucleotide messenger RNA. RefSeq lists its product as uncharacterized. NCBI's taxonomy places the organism in Eukaryota, Fungi, Basidiomycota, Microbotryomycetes, Sporidiobolales, Sporidiobolaceae. Bases 1 to 1131 code for a protein of 376 amino acids. The transcript has 4 exons. The record is from RefSeq and is a predicted model, not a curated record.
AUGGCCGACCCCGAGCGCAUCCAGCCCGUCGUCAUCCCGUACCCGGCCCUCAUCUCCGGCGACUCGUCCUUGGCCUCGCUCGUCCAGCAGGGCUUCGACUCGAGCCCAGACGCGCUCGGCCUCGUCGUCGUGUCCGACUUGCCGCCCGAGUUCCCGCAGCUGCGCCAGCGGCUCCUCCACCUGUCCAACUCGUUCGCCUCGCUCCCCGCCGCGACUCGCGAGAAGUACGCCCACCCUGGGAGCCGUUUCUCGGUGGGCUGGUCGCACGGCAAGGAGGUCAUGAACGGCAAGCCCGACCUCCUCAAGGGCUCGUUCUACAACAACCCGUCGUACGACCUCACGCCGGGCCUCCACGACGGCGACGAGCCCGUCGCCAACAUCUGGCCCGACGAGCGCGGCGUCGAAGGGUUCGAGGAGGCCUUCAAGGAGCUGUGUGCGCUCAUGGUCCGCAUCGGCAUCCUCGUCGGCGCGGCGUGCGACCAGCUCGUCGGCAAGACGGCCUCGUCCAAGUCGGUCGAGCAGCUCGUCAAGGAGAGCCACUCGAGCAAGGCGCGGUUGCUGCACUACUUUCCUCGAGACGGCGCGUCGUUCACCUUGCCGCCCUCAUCCUCGGUCCCCGACGAGCCGUACAAGCCAGAAGAGGUCGACGACAGCUGGUGCGGGACCCACAUCGACCAUUCCCUCCUCACGGUCCUGUGUCCCUCCCUGUACCUGUUCCACCCCGAUUCUGCGCCCCUCGACCCGCUCGUCAUCCCGGCACCCGCACCCUCGACCGGCCUCUUCAUCAAGACUCGCGGCGGCAAGGUCGUGCAGGCGACGAUCCCGGCCGACUGCGUCGCCCUCCAGACGGGCGAGACGCUCGAGCUCCUCACGUCAAAGCGCCUCGCCGCGACGCCGCACUUUGUCAACGCGACGGCGGCCAACCUCGGCACCAAGGCGCUGCAGGCGAUCGAGCGCAAGAAGGAGGACGAGCCGCAGACGUGGGGCCGGGUCGAGAGCGGGUUCGUCACGCGCGAGACGCUCGCCGUUUUCCUCCAGCCCAACCACGACGAGGUCGUCGCCGACAGCGGCGAGACGUUCGGCGAGUUCUCGGCGCGCGUGUUCAAGCGGCACUACGACGAGACCGAGUAG